AUGUUCGACCAAGAAUAUUUUACUAAAUUACUAAACCAAACAGUAGAUUACAUUCAAAAUAAAGAAAAGCAUAAAAAUGUAGAAGAUUUAGAUGCAAAAAUAGAAAGUAAUAAACUCGCAUUAAAAAUAAUAUCUGAAGACAUUGAAGACAUAGACUUAAAAAAUAAAAUAUUACAAAGACUUGAUAAUCUUUAUGAUACAUACGAAAUAAUAGAACUUAAGCAAAGAACUAUAAAAUCUGAUCAGUACAGUGAUGUAGAAGAAGAUAUUUUAAAAAAUACACAGAUUCUUAAAGACAAAGCAAAAAGGCUUUAUAACGGUCUUAUUUUUGACAAGGAUGUCUUAGAUCGUGUGUCACAUAAAAUAUCUAAAAAUAUUACAGAUACAAGCGAGAAUAUAAAAAAAAUAAAAAAAGAUAGAAAUUCGCACAGUAUUGUAAGUUUAUUAUUUUAUGGAUUAACUAUUUUUUUAAUUGUGUAUUUUGUAUUGAGGUUUUUAUAA
Messenger RNA from Vairimorpha ceranae, 501 nucleotides. RefSeq lists its product as hypothetical. The transcript has a single exon. Lineage: Eukaryota; Fungi; Microsporidia; Nosematidae. The coding region runs from base 1 to 501 and encodes 166 amino acids. The record is from RefSeq and is a predicted model, not a curated record.